GAAAGAAGUGGAGUCCCUUUAUCUGGAGGAGCUUAAGACUUCAAUAAACCUCUUGAUGGCCAACCUAGAGAGUCUUCCUGUUUCAAAAUGUUCACAGGAAGGCAAAUAUGGGUUACAAAAACUCAGAAAGUACAAUCAUAGCAGGUCUCAGAGCUCGUUAAGUGGCCGCGAUAGUGACAGUAUGGACAACGAAGUGACGCUUUCCAAGAUGGAUGUUGUCCUGUCCUUUGCUCUUGAGCAGGUCUCAGAGCUCGUUAAGUGGCCGCGAUAGUGACAGUAUGGACAACGAAGUGACGCUUUCCAAGAUGGAUGUUGUCCUGUCCUUUGCUCUUGAGGUGCUGGUGAUGGAGGUGCGGGAGAUCAAACAUCUACCACCAAACAGAAUAUUUUACUGCACGAUGGAGGUGGAGGGUGGAGAAAAGCUUCAGACUGACCAAGCAGAGGCAUCAAAACCAAUGUGGGACACACAAGGGGAUUUCACAACAACACAUCCACUACCUGGUGUCAAAGUAAAGCUGUAUACAGAAUCAGCAUCUAUGCUUUCCCUAGAUGAUAAGGAACUAGGCAAGGUUGUUCUACAUCCCACAGCCAUGUCAUCCAAGGUACCUGAAUGGUACAAGAUGCAAGUUCCAAAAAAUUCACCUGAAAAUAAUCUUAGAAUUAAGAUUGCUGUCAGAAUGGAUAAACCACAAAACUUAAAACAUUGUGGCCAUCUGUAUGCUCUAGGGAAGAGUUGCUGGAAAAAGUGGAAGAAACGGUAUUUUUGUUUAGUACAAGUGUCCCAGUACACAUUUGCCAUGUGUAGCUACAGAGAGAAGAAAAGCGAACCCACGGAGAUGAUGCAGCUGGACGGGUAUACAGUGGACUACAUUGAGGCAGUGUCAGAUCUAGAAGGUGGUAGAUUUUUCUUCAAUGCUGUAAGAGAAGGAGAAUCAAUACUUUAUGCAACAGAAGAUGAAAAUGAGUCUCAUCAGUGGGUGACGGCACUAUACCGGGCCACAGGACAGGCCCACAAGCCCACCCCUCCUGUUAUGCCUCAGGGGAAAAAUUCUACUUUAUCAAAAAUUCAAGGAGAUGCUGACAAGGCCAAGAAACAUGGAAUGGAUGGUGCAGAUCCCGUCAGAUUUGAUCACCACAACCUUUUUAGAAUUCUACAAGGGCAAACACUAGAAUAUCGUCUUGUUGAUCCAUAUUGUUCUUUAGGAUGGUUCAGUCCUGGGCAGAUUUUCGUGUUAGAUGAGUACCAGGCUCGAUAUGGUGUGAGGGGAUGCUACCGACACUUGUGUUGUCUGGAGGAUCUCCUAGAUCGUGCUGAGAAGGGCCAGAUGAUUGACCCAACCCUAAUUCACUACUCCUUUGCCUUCUGUGCCUCCCAUGUACAUGGGAAUAGACCUGAUGGUGUGGGGACCGUCCUGGCAGAAGAGAAGGAGCGCUUCCAACACAUCAAGGAGAGACUAAGAGUUUUACUUGAACACCAAAUUACAAAUUUUAUGUAUUGUUUCCCAUUUGGUCGACCAGAAGGUGCCCUUAAAGCCACAUUAUCUUUACUUAAACGGGUGUUGAUGAAGGAUAUAGUUACUCCAGUUCCACCUGAAGAAGUGAGAGGCAUGAUUAAGAAGUGCCUAGAAAAUGCUGCUCUCCUCAACUACACUCGUCUCUCAGCAGAAACCAGAAUUGAGGGUGGUGAAUCAACCCUUCAAGUCUUUAUCAUCCCCUUCAUCUACACUGUCCUUGAACUCUUCCUUCAGAAUAUAUCUCUGAAUGGGGCACCACAAGUCUCCCAGGGCAUGACAGGCAUUCAACAGGGCACUCAACAGGCAGGGAAACACUUCCAAAGCAGGCAGGCACACACUGGCUUCCUCUAG
This is a messenger RNA of Scylla paramamosain (green mud crab), 1865 nucleotides long. RefSeq names its product calcium-dependent secretion activator-like. NCBI's taxonomy places the organism in Eukaryota, Metazoa, Arthropoda, Malacostraca, Decapoda, Portunidae. Gene Ontology annotation, biological process: dense core granule exocytosis; synaptic vesicle exocytosis. The record is from RefSeq and is a predicted model, not a curated record.